CCAUCCUCCGACAAACGAAUUUUAUGUGCAACCGAUUCUUCCAAAAAUGGACUUAUCAUCCUCAUCUUCAAGUUCCACUACACCGGCAACAGCGAAGGCAACACCAUCGACCAGCAGAAACCCUUUAAAUGCCGAUAAUAGUAUAGAAUCAAUUAAUAACGAUACCGCCGGUAGCAAUAGCCUAUAUGACAGUGCUAUGGAUAAUAUGACAACAUUUGUUUCCUUUACUGAGAGUGCCAACAAUAAUAGCAGUACAUUAAAUUCAACAACCAACAGUAGUACACCCAUUACAACAACGUCCAGCGACAACUUUUCACAUUUGAAUUCCUCCUCGGCGUCAUCUGGUUCUAUGGAUUUUGACACAACAUUGAACGGAGAUUCAGAAUCAGCAGCUUUAUCCGACAAUUUAGCAGUACAAAAUGACUUCGGACCAUCCUACCCCGUUAAUCAACUGAACAAUGAUAAUCAAAAUGUUAUAAACGCCAGUAUGCUUCUAAUACAGUCAGAGAGUACCGAGACCAAUAGUACGUCUCAAGAAGAGGUUGAUCCAAAAUCGAAACUAGCUAAUAAGACAAUAUUCAAAACGGAUAAUCCGGAUUUGUCAAUUAUAGAAAUUAACGAAAAUUCCAUCAGAGAUCAGGACAUAGAAAGUUCUGUUUUGGUGAUUGAAACGUCAUCGGAUGAAGAUUUAUCCGAAUCGCUCGACCAAAAACCGAAGCAAAAUGAUACAGCCCUAAAUCCCGAUGUGACGGUGGUAAAUAAGACGGCAUCGCCCCAUGGCACGCUGGCUGAAAAUGUUGCUGACAAACGACGCAGAAAGGCUGAAACACUUAUAUAUUCCAGUAAGCAAAAACUUAACAUAGCCAUUGCAGAAGCAUCGGCGGCAGAGACAGCAUCGCCAGCCUCUGUCGGUGAUGAUGUUGCCGUUGGAAAUGGUCCGCAGCCGCAAACAAAGCGUGAAAUCAAAAUUUACGACACAAUUGAAGAGUUCGAGAGAAAUCUGCCAUCGACGGUAACAGUGCUGGACACACCGUUCGGUAGUAAAGUCUAUUUAGUUGGUACAGCCCAUUUCAGUGAGGAAUCGCAAGAUGAUGUUUCAUUUGUUAUCCGUAAUAUCCGUCCAGAUGUUGUUAUGGUAGAGUUAUGUCCAUCGCGCAUUCCAAUUUUAAAACUCGAUGAAAAAACGCUUUUGGAAGAAGCUAAGAGUUUCAAUUUGGCCAAGAUACGCAGCAUCAUCCAUUCCCAUGGUUAUAUUAAUGGUAUAUUCUUUAUUUUGCUGCUGCAAAUGAGUGCCCAAAUUGCCAAAGAUUUAGGCAUGGCGCCGGGUGGCGAAUUUCGUCGUGCAUUCGAAGAGAUACACAAAUUACCCGGUUGUAUGUUACACCUAGGUGAUCGACCCAUACGCAUCACUCUACAUCGAGCAUUGAGAGCACUCUCACUAUGGCAGACUGUAAAAUUGGUGUGGCGUCUCACCUCUUCGGACACCAUUAGCAUAGAAGAGGUUGAGGAAUGUAAACAACGAGAUCUCUUGGAGAAACUAAUGCAAGAAAUGGCUGGAGAGUUUCCUGAAUUUUCCGAUGUUUUUGUCAAGGAACGCGACUUAUUCCUAUGUCAUUCGCUGCAAAUGGCUGCUUUGCCUCAGCCAGCUGAAGCAACGGGUGAACCACGUCCGGUGCGCGUUGUCGGUGUUGUUGGUAUUGGUCAUGCAAACGGCAUAGCUAAAAUGUGGGGCCAUGUAGAUCCACAAAUAAUACCGGCUAUAAUGGAAAUACCACCGGCCAGUUUGAGCACCCGUAUUUGUAAAUACACGGUUAAAUACGGUCUUAUCGGUUUGACACUUUAUGGCGCCUUCAAAUUGUUAAAACCACAUUUAGGACGUUUGCGAUAA
Messenger RNA from Musca vetustissima, 1888 nucleotides. RefSeq names its product traB domain-containing protein. The coding region runs from base 47 to 1888 and encodes 613 amino acids. The record is from RefSeq and is a predicted model, not a curated record. The transcript has 4 exons. Lineage: Eukaryota; Metazoa; Arthropoda; Insecta; Diptera; Muscidae.